CCUUUCCUCUUCCCCUCUUACCAAAAAUCUCAACACAAACACAACAAAAACCAAAUCCAUAUCUAGAGAGAGAGAGAGAGAGAGAGAGAAUUGAAGAUCCAGAAACAUGAUAGGAGAGAUGAUGAACCUGAAGGAGACCGAGCUCUGCCUCGGCCUCCCCGGAAGUGGAGGAGGAGAGGCGGAGGCGGUGGUGGAGAGUCCAGCAAAGGCGGCGACGGUAGGGAACAAGAGAGGUUUCUCUGAGACAGUUGAUCUGAAGCUGAAUCUUCAGACAAACGAGGAAGGCCGAGUUGUGGAUCUUAACGCUGGUGAUCCCAAGAACUUUGCCGGAGCAACCAAGGACAAGAAUAAGCCUCCUGCUAAGGCACAAGUGGUGGGGUGGCCGCCGGUGAGGAACUACAGGAAGAACAUGAUGGCUCAGCAGAAGAGCAGCAGUGCCGUGGAGGAGGAGAAGGCCUUCGUGAAGGUCUCCAUGGACGGAGCUCCUUACCUAAGGAAGGUCGACCUCAAGAUUUACCAGUGCUACCAAGACCUCUCUGAUGCUUUGGCCAAAAUGUUCAGCUCCUUCACCAUGGGGAACUACGGAUCACAAGGGAUGAUAGAUUUCAUGAAUGAGAGCAAGUUGAUGGAUCUGUUGAACAGUUCUGAGUAUGUGCCAAGCUACGAGGACAAGGAUGGUGACUGGAUGCUCGUGGGAGAUGUUCCAUGGCAAAUGUUUGUGGAGUCAUGCAAACGCUUGCGUAUAAUGAAAGGAUCCGAAGCUAUAGGACUUGCGCCAAGAGCUAUGGAGAAGUGCAAGAACAGAUCUUGAACCAACAAGAACUACCCAAGAUCAGAUCAAUGAAAGAAGACAAUAUGGGUUUUUUUUUACAAGUUUAUUUGUAUUUUGUUGAUUUCAUGUGACUUUUUUUUUCCAGAUGUGUCUGUAAUUUUUAAGAUUUGAUGGAUAUAUAGGCAUAGUAUUUAUUACCUGAAAGAUGUGAACUUACAAUCUCUGUGUUUGUGUCAUAUAUAUUGCCGAACAUGUGUCUUUUUUAAUGACGAUCAAUCUUUACGUACA
Messenger RNA from Tarenaya hassleriana, 1060 nucleotides. RefSeq names its product auxin-responsive protein IAA14. NCBI's taxonomy places the organism in Eukaryota, Viridiplantae, Streptophyta, Magnoliopsida, Brassicales, Cleomaceae. Gene Ontology annotation, molecular function: protein binding. The record is from RefSeq and is a predicted model, not a curated record. The transcript has 5 exons. Bases 107 to 811 code for a protein of 234 amino acids. Gene Ontology annotation, biological process: regulation of DNA-templated transcription. Gene Ontology annotation, cellular component: nucleus.